Messenger RNA from Vigna angularis (adzuki bean), 1256 nucleotides. RefSeq lists its product as uncharacterized. The coding region runs from base 319 to 1092 and encodes 257 amino acids. NCBI's taxonomy places the organism in Eukaryota, Viridiplantae, Streptophyta, Magnoliopsida, Fabales, Fabaceae. The transcript has a single exon. The record is from RefSeq and is a predicted model, not a curated record. Gene Ontology annotation, biological process: defense response.
CUGUUCUUAUAGUUACAGCUUAGUUAUUAACUGGUACGCAACUACGCGGCUUUCACUUCCAACCUCACCCUAACACCACUUCAGUUGAUCACAGCCAAUAUUUACGUUUUUUACCCUAACCAAUAGCAACUACAAAAAAAGACGCCCAAUUUAUAACCAACGGAUUUUACCUUUCUCUCUCACAAAAACCCAUAAGGCGUCUCUUUCCGCCGGAAUCGCAACCGUUUGUUCUUUCUUGGCUCAUCACCACCGUUCCGAAGUCCCAAGAAAGAAUAGAGAUGUUGUGGUAAGGAAGGUUCCAGAAAGAAAGAGAGAGGAAUGCCGAUGCCGGCGAACACGCAUCAAGUAUUGGAGAUCAACUUGAUCUCCGCGCAGGGCUUGAAGCUGCCUUCGUCUCCUCGGCGAAAGCUCCAAACCUACGCCGUCACGUGGAUCCACCCCGAAACGAAGCUCAGAACUCGCGUUGACAAGCUCGGUGGCCACAACCCUACCUGGAACGACAAGUUCCUCUUCCGCGUGUCACCGGAGUUUCUCGCCGGCGACACCUCCGGUAUCUGCAUUGCCAUCUACGCCGUCGGAACCUUCCGCGACCACCUCGUCGGCACCCUGCGGUUCCUCAUCAGCAACAUUCUCCCCCGCGACGUCGACAUGUCGACGCCGUGCUUCAGCGCCUUCCAGCUCCGGCGGCCGUCGGGGAGGUUCCAUGGCGUGAUGAACAUUGGCGCCAUGGUGAUGGACGGGUCAGGCUUCCCCGCGUUGGAGAAGAUUUGGGCGAUAGGGUACCGAGACCUGAUGGGAGAGAACAUACAGCAGCGGCCGAGAAAGACGGCGGAAGAUAAAUCGAAGGAAGAGGAAAUGUUUUCGAGCGAAUCUUGCGAGAAUUCUUGCACGGAGGAGGGGGAAGGGGAGUCGUCGACGGCGUCGUCUUCUUCGUCGCCGAGAACGGUGACGUUGAGGGAUUGGAACGGAGUGAGGGAAUUGACGGGAAAUAAAGGGUUGACAAUGUCGGCUUCGGGAUUCUUGUGCUGUUUGGUUAGUCAAGGGAGUGUUGACGAACAAUUCAGUCCAACCAAUACCACUCUAGAAAGGUAAUCCAACCAAGAGCUCUACUCUGCUUUCUUUUCUUUCUUCCUUCCCCUGUCAUUUUUCCUCUCCAAUUCCCUUGUAGCUAGGAUCCUAUACUUCUUUGUCAAUUCCAAAUUUCAAAAUUACGUAAAAUUUCCACGGAAAAAGGAUACCCUUUAUUCCUUUGUUAA